Molecule: messenger RNA, 1600 nt
Organism: Ceratosolen solmsi marchali
Lineage: Eukaryota; Metazoa; Arthropoda; Insecta; Hymenoptera; Agaonidae
Gene: yellow-g
Product: L-dopachrome tautomerase yellow-g
Exons: 3
Coding region: 1-1137 (378 amino acids)
Cellular component (GO): extracellular region
Source: RefSeq, a predicted model, not a curated record
AUGAAGAAGUUUUUCACGAAUGCGCUGCUCUCGGUAGCAUUGUCGUUAAGUACCUGCAAGGGAAUAUGCGAUCGACAACUAUUGCCCGAACUCUCCUUCACCAUUGCCGGCCAUAAUCUUGAUUGGCCCUGUCAAAGCACAAAGAAUAUCUACGAGUCAAUGGGACGCUACGUGCCACGUAACAUUAUUGCAACGCGCGUCCAAAUCUACAAAGACGAAGCACUCGUCGCAAUGCCUCGCUACAAGUCCGGUGUGCCCUUCACACUGGGUAUCACUUCCCUCAAGAGCAAAGAUUUUGGCUCGCGCAUCAAACCCUUCCCUUGCUGGCCGAUGCAAGAAGAGGGCAACUGCGAAGCACUUCAGAACGCCGUCGACCUCUUCCUCGACACCCAAGACAUUCUGUGGGUCCUUGAUAUCGGUAUCGUGAAUACCCUGGAACAGCCAAUCCGGCGGUGCCCACCCAAGGUCAUCGCCAUCAAUAUCAAAACGGCCAAGGUUGUGAAAAUGAUCGACCUGAGCCAAUUGAUAAGUAGCGAUUCGAGGAUACAAUAUCUCGUGGUGGACUAUGCUCAUGACGGCCAAGUACUUCUCUAUAUAUCGGAUGCGGCUACGCGCGCCAUUAUCGUGUAUAAUGUGAAUCGUGGCAGUGGUUACCGUCUUAUGCUUCCCAAAAUGGUGACUAUCGGUUGCGCACGCAACGACGUCCUCUAUUUGGCCCUCGUUAGAAAGGGCUCUGGUACCUCCGUACUCUAUUUCACUUAUCUCGGCUCCACCAAACUCUUCAGCAUCGACGCGGAUAAUCUAAGGAAAAGCAAGACCACCGGCUCCAUCGUUGACGUGGGAUUGAAAAAUAACAAAAUCGUCGUUCUCGGCACCGAUAAUGGCUGUGCCAUUUUCUUCAGACUUAAAGGACAAUCGGACAUAUUCAUGUGGAAUACAGAGGCAAUAUUCAGAGCUGAGAACUUCCUUCUUGUUCAAAAAGGUAGUGAGUGCAGACUACCGACCCAAGUCAUACCGGGCUAUAAAAAACUUAUGUGGGUGAUCGAAAGUAACUUCCAUGACUACAUCCAGAAUACAGUGGGUUGCUCGGGCGCCUCUGUCCUUCUUCACCCACUUGUCAAGUCCUACGACGAUUAAAGCGCUCAUAAGUCAAGCCUUUUAACUCAAAACCUCUUCUCUAAAACAAUGGAUUGCUGUAUUUAUAUUAAUUAUCUCUUCACCUUCGCACAAUGUAAUUUUUUUUUUUAUAUUUAUCCAUCUGUAAAUCUCUUCUCUUGUGAAUGCAAGAUCUAUGCUAUGAUGCGAGUAUUCGUCACCAUAUUCUAGUCACAAAGAUGGCUGUACCUUUCAUCGGCAAUAUUUUUCUAUUUAUGGGAUAUUAAUGUUUUGGUAAAGAAAAUGAUAAAUUAUUUAAAUUUUAUUCAAGAGCAUUCUCGUAUAUUUCCUAUAUAUAGAUGUUCAUCUUAAAAUUCAACAAUCGCGCACUCGAUGACUGUCGAUACGAGCGUUUGUUAAAGGGAGAGUUGGAUAGAAAAUAAAAGGUAAAGAGAAUUUAACAUAGAUUAUCUCUCUUGCAAAAUAUAAUUAACAACUAACCAAU